Perca flavescens (yellow perch) is the source of this 2971-nucleotide messenger RNA. RefSeq names its product zinc finger protein 629. Gene Ontology annotation, biological process: regulation of transcription by RNA polymerase II. Gene Ontology annotation, molecular function: DNA-binding transcription factor activity, RNA polymerase II-specific. The record is from RefSeq and is a predicted model, not a curated record. NCBI's taxonomy places the organism in Eukaryota, Metazoa, Chordata, Actinopteri, Perciformes, Percidae. Gene Ontology annotation, cellular component: nucleus. Bases 88 to 1902 code for a protein of 604 amino acids. The transcript has 3 exons.
CGGAAGUAGAUAUAUUGUAUUGUAGAUGAUUUGUAACGUUGUUCAUUUGAUAAUAUUAACGUAAUUAUUUAGGUUAUUUCAGGAAAAAUGGGUCAGUAUUGCUGCAUUGUGAACUGCUAUAAUAGGUCUCACGAUCGACAGGGCAAACGCCUGAUAAAUGGUAUUAGUUUCCACCAUUUUCCUACUUGGAAAAAGACACAAGGAGACCUGGUGUCCGAAAUCACAAAGAGGCGUCGCAUGGCUUGGGUCGCCGCUGCACGGAGGAAAACCAUCACCUUCGACAACAUUUCCAAAGACAUGCUUGUUUGCUCACGGCACUUUCACAAAGGCAAGCCAGCAUAUGAAAUGUUUCAGUGCGACCCUGACUGGGCGCCGUCUCUACACCUUGGUCCCACAGGCGUCGGUGGGAAUUCUGACCGACAUAAGCGGAGGAUUCAACGGCAGCAAGCUGCAGUUGUGUCACCCUUUGCCACACCUUCUGCCGCCACAUCUGAUGAUUCUUGUUGUGUUACACCUGUUGACACACCGAUGGCCGAUGACACACCCUCUGACUCUGCAGCUUUACCUUCAGAUGUCCAGAUGGUGAUUGUUGGUGAAGAACACCAGCACGAGUGGAGCUCCAGUCUGGACCAGGAGGAUGCAAAUCCCCCACACAUUAAAGAGGAACCGGAGGAACUCUGGACCAGUCUAGUGCGAGAGCAGUUUCAAGGGCUGGAGGAGUUCCCAUACAGUCCCUUCCCUGUGAGGAAUGAAGAUGAUGAAGAGAAACCUCAGUUCUCACAGCUUUAUCAAAGACAAACUGAACAGAUGAAAACAGAAGCAGACGGAGAGUACUGUGGAGGACCAGAACCAGCCAGGACCUCAGAUCCAGAUUCACAAUCACAACCAGAUACUGAUGACGGGACUGAAGACUCUUCUGAACCUGAGACGGAUGACAGUGCUGAUUGGAACGAGACCAAAGAACCUCAGUCAGGUUUAAACUCUCUGAAUAACAAUGAAGCCCUUGUCAGUGAUCUGAGAGGUAGUACUGGUGAGCAACAGUGUGGGAAAAGAUCUGGCACCAGUAGACUUCUGAAGCGACGCGUGAGAUCUCAUACAGGAAAGAGAUCAUUUAGCUGCUCAGUCUGUGAGAAAGAUUUUAAACAGAGGGGACAUUUACAGGACCACAUGAGAACCCACACAGGAGAAAAACCAUUUGGCUGCUCAGUCUGUAACAAAGCUUUUACAGUGAAUGGAAAUUUACAUAGGCACAUGAGAAUCCACACAGAAAAGAAAGCUUUAUUGGAGAGUGUACAACCACAGAAACACAUGAUGACCCACAUAGGAGAUAACCCUUACAGCUGCAGUAUUUGUGACAGAAUGUUCAACAGGCCUCGUCAGCUCAGAAAACAUAAAUGUGUUGGUCAGAUGGAAGCAGAAGCCGACGGAGAGGACUGUGAAGGACCAGAACCAGCCAGGAACACGCAUCCAGAUUCACAAUCGCAACCAGAUACUGAUGAUGAGACUGGAGACUCUUCUGAACCUGAGACGGAUGACAGUGCUGAUUGGAAUGAGACCAGAGAACCUCAGUCAGGUUUAAACUCUCUGAAUAACGAUGAAGUCCUUGUCAGUGAUCUGAGAGGUAGUACCGGUGAGCAACGGUGUGGGAAAAGAUCUGGCACCGGUAGACUUCUGAAGCGACGUGUGAGAUCUCAUACAGGAAAGAGACCAUUUAGCUGCUCAGUCUGUGAGAAAGAUUUUAUACAGAGGGGACAUUUACAUGACCACAUGAGAAUCCACACAGGAGAAAAACCAUUUGGCUGCUCAGUCUGUAAGAAAGCUUUUACAGUGAAUGGAAACUUACAUAGGCACAUGAGAAUCCACACAGAAAAGAAAGCUUUAUUGGAGAGUGUACAUCCAUAGAAACACAUGAUGACCCACAUAGGAGAUAACCCUUCCAGCUGCAGUAUCUGUGACCGAAUGUUCAACAGGACUCGUCGGCUCAGAAAACGUUAAAAUGUGUUGGUCACAUGGAAACAGAAGCCGACGGAGAGGACUGUGGAGGACCAGAACCAGCCAGGAACACAUAUCCCGAUGUACAUUUACAACCAGAUACCGAUGACGAGACUUGACACUGUUCUGAACCUGAAACUGAUGACAGCAAUGCUUGGAAAAACUGAAAAUGCAUGAAGUCUCAAGAAGUUAUGAGAUGUAAUGCUCUGUAUGUUCCUUUUUAAAAUGGAUGAAAUCCUAUAAUUAGAAUCUUAGGCUUUAAUAUGUCUUUAAAUAGGAUUUUGACAGGUCUGAAAAAUUGAUUGGAUUUUGAAGUUAAUGUUACUGUUGUGGUUUAUAGAAUUUCAAAGAUUAAUGCAACUUAAACUGGACUUGUUAGGAAAUGAAGCAAACCGCCAAUCCGUGCAACCCCAGCCCUCUCCAAAAUGGCAGCAGUACUGUAGUAACAAAGAACAGCCUCCCAACUCAGUCUCCAAGCAGACUCUCCAGUCUUCACGCCUAACGGUUCUGCCAUGAAUCUACACGUGUAGGUAUACGCGUUGCAUCUGCCACUACUCAUUUCUGGGUCUAACAAUGUCAAAUCGAAGAAAGGGUUAACCUUUCCUGUUACGGCUUUCCGACUGUGGUCAGUAAGCACAGGGGAGACACUUUGUUCCUCAGUCUUCGCCCGUGAGAGUUGGUACUUGCUCCGAGGCUAAUCCUGUCACUUUUUCACGCGCUCUACCACACACUCCGUAGCAUUCACACAUGCUGGCUUUGCUAUUUUCUUAAAAAUAUACACUUCACAGACACACCAGCGAACAAGUAUGAAUCCUCACAACGGUGUUGGCCACUUAACGUACCAUGAAUCGGCCUUAUGUGUGUAGUGCUGUGAUAUCAACAUUCCCUACAAAGGAGUGAUGGCCAAAUUAAGUUUUGUUACUGCGCAGCCUACUGAGAGAGACGAUGUAAAUGUGACGUGAGCAACGUGUCUGAAAGU